AAAUAAGGGGCAAUUACGAUUGUCUCUCCUCACGUUUCGCUGUGCUGAGAGUUGCUCUUGCCUCCUCCUCCUCCCUCAUUAUCUUCUCCUCUGCUUUCAAAGUCUUUUCUGCGUCUCCCUUCAUUCCUACAUUCAUUCCUAAUUUUGGUUUGAGAUGGCUAAUUAUACUCCCAAGAAUAUCCUGAUUACGGGAGCUGCUGGCUUCAUUGCUUCUCAUGUGGCUAAUCGUCUUGUUCGGAGCUACCCUGAGUACAAGAUCGUUGUGCUCGAUAAGCUUGAUUACUGCUCCAAUCUUAAGAAUCUUAAUCCCUCUCGUACUGCUCCCAACUUUAAGUUUGUCAAGGGAGAUAUUGGAAGUGCUGAUCUCGUCAACUAUCUUUUGAUCACCGAGUCGAUUGAUACUAUUAUGCACUUUGCUGCUCAGACCCAUGUUGAUAACUCUUUUGGUAACAGUUUUGAGUUCACCAAGAACAACAUUUAUGGUACUCAUGUGCUUUUAGAAGCCUGCAAAGUGACUGGACAGAUCAGGCGGUUCAUCCAUGUUAGCACGGAUGAGGUCUAUGGGGAGACAGAUGAGGAUGCUGUUGUGGGUAAUCACGAAGCUUCACAACUCCUUCCGACGAAUCCUUAUUCUGCCACUAAAGCUGGGGCUGAGAUGCUUGUCAUGGCUUACGGCAGGUCAUAUGGUUUACCUGUUAUUACAACCCGGGGUAAUAAUGUCUAUGGUCCUAAUCAGUUUCCAGAAAAGUUGAUCCCAAAGUUCAUCCUUUUAGCCAUGAGGGGAAUGCAACUUCCUAUUCAUGGGGAUGGUGCCAAUGUGCGCAGUUAUCUCUACUGCGAGGACGUUGCUGAGGCCUUUGAGGUUGUUCUUCACAAGGGAGAAGUUGGCCAUGUUUAUAAUAUUGGGACAAAGAAGGAAAGGAGAGUUACUGAUGUUGCCAGAGACAUCUGUAAACUUUUUUCUGUGGACCCAGAAACAAAUAUUAACUAUGUAGAGAACAGGCCAUUCAAUGAUCAGAGGUAUUUCCUAGAUGAUCAGAAGUUGAAAAACUUGGGCUGGGCUGAGCGCACUACAUGGGAAGAAGGGCUAAAAAAGACUAUGGACUGGUACACUAGCAACCCUGAUUGGUGGGGAGAUGUAUCUGGAGCAUUGCUUCCUCAUCCAAGAAUGCUGAUGAUGCCUGGUGGAAUUGAGAGACACUUUGACGGAUCUGAAAACCGUGACGCUGAAUCAACCCGUUUCGUGGAUAAAUCUGCCCCAUCACAGGUUUCUUCCUCAGAUCCCAAAAGCACAGUGCCUCAGAAAUUAGCUCUUAAGUUUUUAAUUUAUGGUAGGACUGGGUGGAUUGGUGGUCUGCUCGGAAAAUUAUGUGAAAAACAAGGUAUUCCAUAUGAAUAUGGAAGGGGGCGCCUAGAGUAUCGAUCACAGCUAGUGUCUGAUCUCCAGAUAGUUAAACCCACACAUGUUUUUAAUGCUGCUGGUGUGACUGGUAGACCCAAUGUCGAUUGGUGCGAGUCCCACAAAACAGAAACCAUUCGUACAAAUGUCACGGGUACACUGACACUAGCUGAUGUAUGCAGAGAGCAAGGACUUCUGAUGAUUAAUUUUGCUACUGGAUGCAUAUUUGAGUAUGAUGCUGCACACCCAGAAGGUUCUGGCAUUGGGUUCAAAGAAGAAGACACACCCAAUUUUCAUGGAUCAUUCUAUUCAAAGACAAAGGCCAUGGUUGAAGAACUCUUGAAAGAGUUUGACAAUGUUUGCACCCUCAGAGUUCGGAUGCCCAUAUCAUCAGACCUCAGCAACCCCCGCAACUUCAUCACAAAGAUUAGUCGUUAUAAUAAGGUGGUUAAUAUUCCCAACAGCAUGACAGUCUUGGAUGAGUUGCUACCUAUCUCAAUCGAGAUGGCCAAGAGGAACCUUAAAGGUAUAUGGAACUUCACCAACCCUGGAGUCGUAAGCCACAAUGAGAUUUUGGAGAUGUACAAGCAAUAUAUCGACCCAUCUUUUAAAUACUCAAACUUCACACUAGAGGAGCAAGCCAAAGUAAUUGUAGCAGCUAGAAGCAAUAAUGAGAUGGAUGGGGCGAAGUUGAAGGCCGAGUUCCCUGAGUUGCUGUCAAUCAAGGAAUCAUUGAUCAAGUAUGUUUUUGAACCCAACAAAAAAGUUUAGCUGCUGGUUGAGCACUGUAGAAUAGUAAACUUCAGGCGACCUCUACAGUCUUGAUUUACCUUACUAUUAUUACCCUGAGGUCAUUAUUACUGUCAUAGUAGAUUUCCUGCUGAUUCCUGUGUUUUCUUAAUAUUGUUAUAAUAUAUUUCCUUUUACAAACAAAUACCCGUCCGUGUUUAGAAGUUCUUGGUUUAUAGGUGUUCCUCCACAUAUGUUUUCUUCUUCAAGCCACCGCUACUUUUGUAAUAUGUGAUUCUGUUACAGUUCAUUUAUAUCAGUAUUCCUUUAUUUCUA
Molecule: messenger RNA, 2464 nt
Organism: Daucus carota subsp. sativus
Lineage: Eukaryota; Viridiplantae; Streptophyta; Magnoliopsida; Apiales; Apiaceae
Product: trifunctional UDP-glucose 4,6-dehydratase/UDP-4-keto-6-deoxy-D-glucose 3,5-epimerase/UDP-4-keto-L-rhamnose-reductase RHM1
Exons: 3
Coding region: 155-2170 (671 amino acids)
Biological process (GO): nucleotide-sugar metabolic process
Molecular function (GO): dTDP-glucose 4,6-dehydratase activity
Source: RefSeq, a predicted model, not a curated record